UCACCUUAUCAAUUUUUGAAAUUUCAAAAAUAAUAAUGGUUUUUUUAUCAUUUGACAAUUAUUAAAUGACUUAAAGUAAACAUAAACUUUCUUUCAUAAUGAAUUGUAUUUACUUUAAAUUUAUAGGUUUACAUUUUCAAACAAAAUUACAUAUAACAUUAAACAAAUUAUUUUUUUCACAUUCAACCGUUUCAUUGAAAAAUAAAUGUGGUUCAAAAGGUCCUCCAUGGCGUGUUAUGUUUUUUGGCAAUGAUGAUUUUUCUGUUAAAAGUCUCCAGAUUCUGACAUCCAAAAUGUAAUCACAUUAUAUUCAUCAAACAUAUUUGUUAAUUUAAUAAAUAAAUUAAUGAAUAUUACCUACCUAUAACAAAAAUUACAUAUAUUUUCCAAUUAAGAAUUAUUUAUUAAUUUGUUUAAUUUGUAUUAUAGGAGAACACAGACUAUCAUCUCCAAGUUAGAUGUUGUGACAACAUCCAAGGGAAAUAGUAGACAUGUCAGGCAUGUUGCUAAAGAAGAAAAAUUAAAUAUAUAUGAUUGGCCUGUUACUGAAACGUGUUUAAAUGGAAAUUAUGAUAUAGGAGUGGUUGUCUCGUUUGGACAAUUAAUACCAGAAAAGAUUAUAAAAUGUUUUCCACUGUAAGAAUACAAUAUAAUUUUUAAACAUUGUAGUAUUACCUAUGUAUACAUUUUGAUGAAUGAUUUUAGUGAUAGGAAUAAUUAUACAUCACAACCACAUCAAUUUAAAAUAGUAAAUCAGUAUGUGGUAAAUUGUGUUUUAAUAUUUUAAACAUUAAUUUUAUCUUGAAGCUAUUGAUAAAAUAUUAUGUUAAAUCAUUUAACAAACAUUGUUAGGUUAUGAUAUUUUCAAUAUUGUCUUUAAAUUUAAUAUUUUACAAUUUAAUGUAAUUUAGGUCAUAAAACCUUAGAAAAAGUAUUUUGAACCAAAAAUGUAAACAUCCAAUUAUCAAAAAAUCAAAUUUAAUUUCUUUGUGUGUAGUAGGUGAGUUUAGAUGUUUUAUUUUUUUCCAUAAUUGGAGUGAAUUCUGAGAUAUUAUUUAUAAUAUCGGUAAUAGCAUUCAAAUAUAUGUAUGUAUAUUUAAAUUUUUAAAAAUUUUUAUUUGUUUAUGGACUUAUUGACCACUUACUGAUUUUAUUAAAUUAACUUAUUAUCUUGUAUAUAUUAUAUUUAAAAAAAAAUUAUUAAGAGACUAGGUAUAUCAUUCAUAAUAAUUAUCAAAAUUGUACCCUAAUGAAUGAAUUGCUUAAUCAUGUUUCAGAGGAAUGAUAAAUGUACACGCUAGUAUUUUACCUAGAUGGCGAGGAGCUGCACCUAUUGUCUACACAAUACUUAAUGGUGAUUUGACUUCUGGUGUAACAAUAAUGAAAAUUCAACCUCGUAGGUAAAUUUAGUAAAUAAUACUAUUAAAUACUACUAUGUACUAUUAUUUUAUUGUGUUAUUUAUUUAUUUAUUUAUUCAAUAAUUGUUUAUAAAUUCUAUUGAGAUGCAAUUUCAAAAUAAUAUUACUACUAAUUAGGUUUAUUCAUUUUAAAUAUAAAAUAAGAAUAUUAUCAUAGUAUGUUUAUUUAAAUAUAGAUUAUGUGAUUUGUGGAUACAAAUGGGAUAGUUAUCUUGAUUUCAUCAUUUAAAUAAAUCACAGACAUUUGUUUGCAAUGAUUGUCUUUUAGGGUAGAGUGGCUUUUAUUUUUGAAAUUGAAAAUUUUAAGGAGUGCCCCCCAGAAAUUGAUUCCAAUUAAUCAAAAAAUAUGACUCAAAUAAUUUAAGCACAAUUGGAUCUUAUUAAGUGAAUAUUUUUUAUUUUUUUAUUGGCUUAUACAUAAAUCUUAAUACUACAAAAAAUUGUAUUGAAUCUUAAUUGUAGAAUUAGUUAUUUUCUAAAUAAUUUGGUUUUUAUACUUUUUCCUAAUUUAUACUUUUUCCAUUAAAAAUAUUUAAUGUUAUUGAAACAAUUUUAAUUAUUUUAUUUAAUUUAAUUUUCUAUAAUUUGUAUGUAUACAAAAAAUAAUAACACAUCCAAUACAGAUCUUAUUCUUUAUUAAAAAUUAUCUUUACCUGAUAAAACAAAAAAAUAUUUAAAAAUAAUUGUUGAUUAAUUGUCAAAUAUUUUUCUUACCUAAAUCAAAAUUGCACUGAAUUAUCAAAACUUGUUUGAUAUUUUCAUAUAGUAGAAAAUGACAUUAUCCAUCAGCAAGUUUUUAUAUUGUGAAAAAUAUUGUUCGUUGUCCACUCAAGUGAUUGGUGUAUAUUUAAAAUAAUUAAUUUCACUAGCAUUUAAAUUUCCUAAUUAACUCUUAAAACAUAUUUAUAUACUACUGAUUUUUAUGAUAAAACAUAUUUUGAUCAAACAAAAAAAAGUGGCCCGUGCAAAGUAUAGUUUAGUUAAUAAGGUAAAAUUAUAAAUGUGUAGUGUGUACACAAUACAAUAAAUUUGGAUGUGUUAAAGCUGGGUAUUAAACAUGUCAUAUAGUGUUAUUAAUUAAAUUUAUGUUAUUAAAAAAUGUAUUUCUUAGGUUUGAUGUUGGUGAAAUUGUUAGACAACAUAGCUGUACAGUUGAUAAAGAUGAAACAGCUGAGGAAUUAAAAAGGAAACUAGCAGAUAUGGGUGGUCGUUUGUUGGUUGACUGCUUUAAAGAAUUAACUAGGACUUUGAGAUCUGCUGUACCACAACCUGAAACUGGAAUUACUUAUGGUAUAAUAUAAAUAAUAUUGUACAUAUUAUAGUUAUAAUAAUAUAUUAUAUUGUACAUUAUAAAAUGUCAGGUAUUAACUAUUUAGAAAAUAUAAUUUUAGAGUUUUAAACUUUUACUGAAAAUUAUAUAUAUUCACAUUUCUUUAGAAGAAUCAAAAUAUGAAAAAAAAAAAUGUCAUUAAAAAUAAUAAAUAUUGAUACAAAUAAAUCAAAUUUAAAAACAAUUUUUAAUUUUAUUAUGUUCAAUUUAAUUAUUCAUUAUUUUAGAUUUUGAAUGGAGCAAUAUCUUAAAACCAAUGAGUGUGGGGGGAGGUUAUAUUUGAAAAUAUAUUUUAGGGCAAUAAAUAUGUUCAAAAGUUGUUGACAUUUUAUUAUAAAUAGGUUAUUUUCAAAUUAUGAUAUUAUACAAAUGAUGAAAAAUAAUAAGCUCUGAUCAGAAUAAUUUUGUCUAAUAAGAUAAUAAUUAUUGCACUCAAAUGUAAAAUAAUUAAUACAAAUAUCUAUUGUUGAAAUAAAUUAUGUGAAAUGAGGACCCAUUUUCUAUUAUCUGGAUCAUCGUUGAUUUACAUUUAAUAAUAACAUUAUUUGGUUUUAGGGUUUCUAGUGCAUAAUAAUAUAGUAGAUAUAGAAAACUCCUAUAAACUUGUGUUGUUUGUUGCUAUGAACAUGGUAUUAAUAUAAAAUAUGAAACAUUUUAAAGCUAAUAUUAAGAUAUAUUAAAAUAAAGUAUUUAUUUUAAAGACAUUUUAUGAUUGACCUACCUAUGUAUAAAAACUUGAGCGCAUUUGAAGAGUGCUAUAAUUGAUUAAUUAUUAUAAUUUAUCAUUAGAACAAAUAUGUUAAUAAAAAUCUUAUAGUUAAUAUAAAAUAAUAUAUUUUUAGCACCCAAAGUGGAUAAAAGCAUGGCAGACAUUGAUUGGAACGCAACAGACUCUAAUACUGUUUAUAACAAGUAUCGAGCAUUAUGUGGUAUAUGGCCAUUAACAACUACUUGGCAUGGAACUACUGUCAAGUUAUUAAAAUUGUGCAAAUAUCAGAUAUCAAAUUUAGAGAUCCAGUUGAAACCUGGAGAAUUAUUAUAUGAUAAGCAGAGACAUAAAUUAGCUGUUAAAUGUGGUGGUAAAGGAGGGUAUGUGUCUAUUGAAGAACUAAAAAUUCCUGGACAUAGACCAAUGUCAGGAAAAGAUUUUUUUAAUGGUUUCGUAUAUAUGAAAGCGGAAAAUGAAAGAAAAUUUGAUAGUACACUACGAUAACUGGAUUGUAGUAUGUAAAUUUCUCAUUUAUUUUCUAUUUAUAUAACUUUUCCUAGUGAACAUGGUUUUAUAUUAAAAUCAAUGUAUAAAUUAAUAUUUUAGUUACGAAUAAAUUUGUUACAAAGUUU
Cinara cedri is the source of this 4090-nucleotide messenger RNA. NCBI's taxonomy places the organism in Eukaryota, Metazoa, Arthropoda, Insecta, Hemiptera, Aphididae. The record is from the annotation of a GenBank genome assembly.